AGCGCAACCUCCCGUCCCCGCCGCCUCCUCCCCCUGUCCCCGUCCCCGCCGCCAGCCGCUCGGGGUGACUUUGCGAAGAGGGGCCGGGCGAGCGAGGGGGCUGGAGGGCGGCCGAGGAGGGGGCCGGAGCGGAGAGUCCUCUUGGUGCCCGUCCGUCCCGGGAAGCCGCGAGCGCUUUCCCCAGCUGUGGCAGCAACGUGUGGAGUGAACCUUGCUGGGAUCCCCCGCGACACUCUCUUUGAAGGGUCGGAGCUGACAGGAGUUUGUCUUGAGAUCCUGUGAAACGCUGAAGACUUUCCCACUUGCCGGGGGGGGAAUUCUCCUGGGGAAGGAACGCUUGUGGGCCACUGGCCGUGUCAUCGUGCCCAGCCUCAAGGAAAGGGGAAAGUCUGCGUUGAUCCUGAAUUGAGGUUUGACAAGACUGGGUCGAUAUUCUAUGGCUGGUGCCCCUUAUUCAGCCCUUAUGUGAGUCCUUCACCUUGGACCAGGCCCGUGGAGCGUGCCCGCUAUGGCGAGUAACAGCAGCUCCUGCUCCACGCCAGGGAGCGGGCAUCUCAACAGCUACUCGGUACCGCAUUAUGCUUUCUUCUUUCCGCACAUGAUCGGGGGCCUCUCGCCGCCAGGGGCCCUGCCAGGGAUGCAACAUCAGCUUCCGGUCAGCGGGUACAGCACGCCAUCACCAGCCACUAUUGAAACACAGAGUACCAGCUCAGAGGAGAUUGUGCCCAGCCCUCCUUCGCCCCCCCCUCUGCCCCGAAUCUACAAACCCUGUUUCGUGUGCCAGGAUAAGUCGUCCGGCUACCACUAUGGGGUCAGUGCCUGCGAAGGAUGCAAGGGUUUCUUCCGACGCAGCAUCCAGAAGAACAUGGUGUACACCUGCCACCGUGACAAGAACUGCAUCAUCAACAAAGUGACGCGAAACCGUUGUCAGUACUGCCGCCUGCAGAAGUGUUUCGAAGUUGGCAUGUCCAAGGAGUCCGUCCGGAAUGACAGGAACAAGAAGAAGAAAGACACUCCAAAGCCGGAAUGCUCAGAGAGCUACGUCAUCACUCCGGAGGUGGAGGAUCUCAUCGAGAAAGUGCGUAAGGCCCAUCAGGAGACCUUCCCGGCCCUGUGCCAGUUGGGCAAGUACACCACGAAUAACAGUUCGGAUCAGCGGGUGUCUCUUGACAUUGACCUGUGGGACAAGUUCAGUGAACUGUCCACAAAGUGUAUCAUCAAGACGGUUGAAUUUGCCAAGCAGUUGCCAGGUUUUACCACGCUCACCAUCGCUGACCAGAUCACGCUCCUCAAAGCAGCCUGCCUCGACAUCCUGAUCCUGCGGAUAUGCACACGCUACACCCCGGAGCAGGACACCAUGACCUUCUCAGACGGCCUGACGCUCAACCGCACUCAGAUGCACAACGCGGGCUUUGGGCCCCUCACGGACCUGGUCUUUGCCUUUGCCAACCAGCUGCUGCCGCUCGAGAUGGACGAUGCAGAGACGGGCCUUCUCAGCGCUAUCUGCCUCAUAUGCGGGGACCGGCAAGACCUGGAACAGCCGGACCGCGUGGACAAGUUACAGGAGCCGCUACUGGAGGCCCUGAAAAUCUACGUGAGGAAGCGAAGGCCCAGCAAGCCUCACAUGUUCCCCAAAAUGCUAAUGAAAAUCACAGACCUGCGAAGCAUCAGCGCAAAGGGUGCUGAACGGGUGAUCACGUUGAAGAUGGAGAUCCCUGGAUCUAUGCCGCCCCUCAUCCAGGAGAUGUUGGAGAACUCUGAGGGCAUGGACACUUUGGGGGCCCCAACGGGGGCCCCCUCCCGCAUAGGCAGCCUAGCCCCACCUCCCGGCAGCUGUAGCCCCAGCCUCUCUCCCAGUUCCAACAGAAGCAGUCCUGCCACGCAUUCACCAUGACCAUUCUAGCCACCAGGACAAGCUGUGUGACCCCCCCAACCCCCGCUACACACUUUGGUCUUUUGUUCCCCGGGAAGCCCGGACACAUGUUUGAGGAUCAAGGGAAGGGGUAGGGGGAAGCAGCAGGGCGGCAUGCUGCCUCAAGCAUCUCUCCCAACACCCUCCCGGUAUCACAUGGUUGUGGUCAGGCCUGAGGGGAGGGGGGGCAGGCUCUAUGUACCUGUUCCAUACCAGCACACUAUCUUUUUGUUCGACCGUUCCAAGAAAAAAACAAAAAACAGGGUUCUGCUUGCUAUAAAGACCCGAUUUUUCCCCACUGGGGAGGCACAGUUCACAUGCAAGGAGUUCUGAAUUCUCUGAAGACAGACAGACACGUAGACCUGAAAGACAGACGCUCAAAACCCAGGAGUGAGACUUUGAGAAGGAAAAGAAAAAAAGAAACCUGAACAGUUAUGGAAAAACUCACCUCCUUUGUGGCACGCACCCCCUGCCCCCCACUCUUCCCUUCACCCUGUUGUGAGCACACACACACCUCCAAGAAGGGGUUGCCGCCGCCGGCUUCAUGUUGCAGUGAAAAUGAAGUGGUGUUUUCUCUGGCUGUUUGCUUUUCAGAUGUUUCAGGGGGAAAGGUUGUAAUGUUUUCUGUUUUGUUUUGUUUUUUAAUUGCUCAACCCUGUUUUUGUCCUCGAAGUACCCAAACUCCCCAACUCCGUGUCCUCUCACACACGCCUAAAAAUGUCACCAGCAAAUAAAAGACAAAAAUAAAAGUAAAAUUAGUUCUUCAGGUUAAAAAAAAAAUACACAGAACAAAGGAGGGA
Molecule: messenger RNA, 2712 nt
Organism: Gekko japonicus
Lineage: Eukaryota; Metazoa; Chordata; Lepidosauria; Squamata; Gekkonidae
Gene: RARA
Product: retinoic acid receptor, alpha
Exons: 9
Coding region: 509-1894 (461 amino acids)
Biological process (GO): regulation of transcription by RNA polymerase II; cellular response to corticotropin-releasing hormone stimulus; retinoic acid receptor signaling pathway
Cellular component (GO): nucleus; transcription regulator complex
Molecular function (GO): nuclear receptor activity; RNA polymerase II cis-regulatory region sequence-specific DNA binding; zinc ion binding
Source: RefSeq, a predicted model, not a curated record